Messenger RNA from Ciona intestinalis (vase tunicate), 769 nucleotides. The record is from RefSeq and is a predicted model, not a curated record. NCBI's taxonomy places the organism in Eukaryota, Metazoa, Chordata, Ascidiacea, Phlebobranchia, Cionidae.
GUUGGCGCGAAUAAAACAUAGAAAUACACGCACAUACGGUUAUGCGUAUGUGAUUGAAAGUUUUUCUAGCUUAUUAAUAAACACGUUAAAGGUAGAAUAUGGCAACAGGACUACUUUUUGAAGAUAUAUUCGACAUUAAGGAUGUAGAUCCAGAGGGUAAGAAGUUCGACCGUGUUUCACGUUUACAUUGUGAUAGCGAGUCGUUCAAAAUGGAACUCAUUCUCGACAUCAACACACAGCUGUACCCAGUUGAGCUAGGUGACAAGUUCCGGCUUGUACUGGCAACUACACUCAGUGAAGAUGGCACUCCUGCUGAUGGAGAGUUCAAUCCUCUUUGGGAGAAAAAUCCAACCAGGGCCGACCAGUUCGAAUACGUCAUGUAUGGAAAGGUUUAUCGAAUAGAGGGUGAAGAAAGUGUUGGAGAUGUUGCUUCCAAAUUAUCCGCCUACGUUUCAUUUGGCGGUUUACUGAUGCGGCUUCAGGGAGAUGCAAACAAUUUGCAUGGUAUGACAGUUGACCAAAACUUAUAUUUGUUGCUAAAGAAACUUGCAUUUUGAUGAAUAUUUGUGAUACUGAUAUGCUCAUGCUGUUAUCACAAAGUGUUGGAAGGGGCUCUGAAGAGAUUGCUCAAAAGCAGUUGUGUGAACAUUAGUUAUGAUUCCUGAUGAUAAUCAAGCUGCCACAUUGUUUUUGAUAACAGUCAUUGUUCAUUUUACGCCUUUUAUUACAUGUGCACCUUUAAUUGCAUUAAAGCAAUCAAAUUAUAAAA